AUGCCGAUGACCGAUCGUAGCCCAACGGCGGGUUUAUCUAGCGCAGUGACACCGCGUACAGCGGUGUCCGACUUGGCGGCUUAUAAACGACGGCGCGGAAUGGUGAAGGGCUCGUGCACGCGCAUGGAAACGUUUUUAAACGGCAUGGAUACAUUAACCGACGAUGCCCGGGCGCAAGUAGAAAUUCGGCAAGCUCGCUUAGAAUCAUUCUGGGAGGAUUACUGCAAAAUACAAACGCAGAUCGAAAUGAUCGAUGAGGAGGAAGUGACCGAUAGAAUCACGUUCGAAGAAAUGUUCUAUUCAUUGUGCGCGAGAUUUCGUCGACUUCUAAACAGCGAUAAUACAUCGGGCGCGCGGAGAGGUUCCACGCAGAGUGCAACAAGAGCCGAUAACGAGACUAUAUCUCAUGUACGCUUGCCAAAAAUCAAUUUGCCUACUUUUUCGGGAAGAUACGAUGAUUGGUUUCCAUUUCGAGAUACUUUCGUAACAAUAAUUCAUAACAAUACAUCGUUGAGCGACAUUCAACGAUUUCAAUAUUUGCGGGCAGCGUUAACGGACAAGGCACUUGACAUUGUAAAACCGUUAGAGAUCUCCGAAAAUAAUUACGACCUUGCGUGGAACCUCCUAAAGGAGCGUUACGAUAAUAAACGCGUGAUUGUGCGGACUCAUGUACGGGCAAUAUUCGAGUUGCCAGUUUUAACUAAAGAAAAUGCGAGUGACCUUCGGCAAUUAGUUGACGGGGCUUCGAUGCAUAUUCGCGCGCUAACGGCGUUGAAUUGUAAUGCCGAUAAAUGGGAUGCCUUACUUAUCCACAUCAUAACUUCGAAAUUAGAUACAAUCACGUCACGUGAGUGGCACACGUCAUUGCAGGACUCUGAAUUGCCCACAUUUAAAGAGCUGAUUAAUUUUCUUUCGCAUCGCAGUCAAAUUUUAGAGGAAUCCGCGAAAAGGAAUUCGGUUUCGUCCGUCCGCUCCGACUCUCGGUCGCAAUCACGUUCUAACGUUGGACGGCAAGCAUUGCACACGACUAUCGAGAGGGGCAAGUGCAACUAUUGCGCCGGCGAGCAUUUGAUUUAUUUUUGUAGGGAAUUCCUAAAACUGUCGAUUAAUCAGCGAAUCGCGGAAAUGCGUAGCAGGAAAAUGUGCCUCAACUGCUUACGCAGUCAAAAUCACGUAGCAACCAAAUGCCCUUCUGGCAGUUGUAGAACGUGCAAUUUAAAACAUAACACAUUGUUGCAUAUAUCCAAGAGCGACGGUGGGAUUGACGACGCGGGUGCGCCUUCGGCGUCGACCGAUUCGGCGCCGACCGCAAGCGGACGAUCAGCUGUCGCGACUCAUAGCGCGGUCGAGCGAGGCAUCACGGAGUCGUUGCUCUCAACGGCGGUCGUUUACGUGUAUGAUGCGAGCGGGGUCCGCCGGACAUGCCGCGCAUUGUUGGAUUCGGGAGCACAAGCGAAUUUUGUGACAGCCAAAUGCGUGAGGUUGUUGGGUUUAAGAACGCGAUUCGAGAACAUUUCGUUUUCAGGCAUGGGCGGUCUCGCAUCCGUUUCAAACGAAAUGAUAGACAUCAAGUUACAAUCACGAUUUAGUGCGUUCACGGCCGAGAUCGAGUGCGUCGUGACGGAGCGAAUCACAGACAAACUUCCGUUAAGCACUAUUAGACGUGAAACAUUUAAGCUGCCUCCCGGUAUCGGGUUGGCUGAUCCGCGAUUUAACGUAUCAUCCGAUAUCGACUUGUUAAUUGGUGUCGGUCUAUUUUGGCAGUUGAUGUGCGUGGGGCACAUCCGAGCGACGGUCGGUCAUCCGAAACUUCAAAAAACACGUCUGGGGUGGAUUGUGGCCGGACGUACAUGCGUGGGUGCGUCGCGGCCGGGGAUCGGGCUGCGCUCGUUUCACGUGACAAUUGGCAAUGCAGAAUUACAUAAACAAAUCGAACGGUUUUGGCGGAUCGAGGAUCCGGGCAAUUCAAAUAAUUAUACCAGGGACGAGCACGCAUGUGAAACCCACUUCAUAAACAAUGUGUCAACCAACAGCAAGGGCAGAUACGUCGUGAUGUUGCCUAUCAAGGGCGACGUGUUGCAGCAGUUGGGAGAGUCGCGCGAAAUAGCGAUGAAGCGAUUCUUCGGCCUUGAGAUGCGGCUUCAUCGCGACUCAAACAUGAGGACUUCAUACGUUCAAUUUUUGCGCGAGUACCUGGCAUUGGGACACAUGCGGCUCGUACCUGCACAUGCGGUCGACAGAGAAUCCGUUUAUUUGCCUCACCAUGGGGUGUUUAAGGGGAUCGGCCGUGAUGCAAAAUUACGCGUGGUAUUUGACGCAUCGUGCAAAACCACGACAGGGAUUUCUUUAAAUGACGCCUUGAUGAUAGGUCCUACGUUUCAGCAGGAUUUAAUAUCAAUCCUCAUUCGAUUCCGCACGUUCGCAUACGUAUUCACUGCAGACAUAGUUAAAAUGUAUCGUCAGAUACUAAUUCACGAGUCGCAGCUGCAUCUGCAACGGAUUUUAUGGCGCGAAAAUCCGAGUUCGCCAGUCGACACAUAUGAAUUGCUUACGGUUACAUACGGCACGGGCUCGGCGCCGUUCCUCGCGACGAGAUGUCUUCAGCAUUUGGCGCAAAAACAUGCUCUCGACUAUCCCACGGGGGCACAAUGCGUUCUUCGAAAUUUUUACGUGGAUGAUUUGCUCGCCGGCGCCGAUACAUUGCUCGAUGCGAGGCGCAUGCGUGACGAGGUCAUAGCACUAUUGAGACGUGGACGAUUCGAGCUUGGCAAGUGGGCAUCGAACAGCCGAGAAUUAUUACAAGGUGUCAGUGACACAGCGAGCAUAGAGGUGUCAUUGAGCGACGAGGCGGAUUCGAAAAUAUUGGGGGUGGCAUGGAGUCCGCUCAACGACGAGUUUCGUUUUAAAUGUACCGUGACCGUUCCUACCGAUAGACCGGGUUUCGUUUUGUUUUGUCCGAUAAACGGUGACCGUAUUAAACCGAAAAGAGAAGGAAAACAAGCCGUGACCGUAUCCACGAAUCAAUGUCGCUGA
This is a messenger RNA of Solenopsis invicta (red fire ant), 3033 nucleotides long. RefSeq lists its product as uncharacterized. The record is from RefSeq and is a predicted model, not a curated record. The coding region runs from base 1 to 3033 and encodes 1010 amino acids. The transcript is spliced from 2 exons. NCBI's taxonomy places the organism in Eukaryota, Metazoa, Arthropoda, Insecta, Hymenoptera, Formicidae.